Molecule: messenger RNA, 2432 nt
Organism: Mycena citricolor
Lineage: Eukaryota; Fungi; Basidiomycota; Agaricomycetes; Agaricales; Mycenaceae
Source: the annotation of a GenBank genome assembly
UUCUUUUCGCCACCUGUCUUGCCUGGCCGCCCCGGGGCAUUCAUUCACGAAAGGACCUCGAUUGCAGGCAUGGGGAGGAGUUCGUUCAAAAUGUUGUUCAGGUGGACUCGCCUGCCUUGGAUCCCCAUUCGAUGGCGUGGGCUCCGGCAGUCCUUUUUUGCCUGCCUCUCAUUCCCAAUUCAGUGACAACCGCUUAUUGAAUGACACGCUCAGCGAUUUGAGUUACGAAAUACAGCCUGCUUACUUUGCCGGCAAGUCCAGCUUGCGAUCCGGCAGAGGUUGGAAUAAAACCCGAGAUGAGGACGAUCCCCGCGGCAUGCUGUGCAAAGACCGUUCAUCCCACGGCCAUCAAAGAUUCCCCCGUCGCUCAAAAGAUCAUUCGACCAGCCUCCUAGGUGACAUUUUUCCGAGCGUGAUACAGACACACAUCAUCAACAGACGCCCGUGCUCAGAACGGUGCUGUCCUCUUCGCCACCCCGUCUAUUCUCGACAGCUCUUCAGCAGGAGACAUGGAAAAGGGGUCCAUUCUGAGUGUUGGUUGUGCCCUGGUUUCUUUGCCGUUGCUUUCCAUCCGAGUGUCUACGAUCGGUCUCGACCUCCAGCGACAGCGACAACGACGACCGAAAUGACGACGUAUCUCCGCCACGUCUGCGCAACACCGAAUGAAAAGUCGGUCCCGGGGGCCAGCAAGUCCUCCCGGGUUUGAUUCUUUUUCAAUCCGCCUGUACUGUGGGGGUCGUGCUCGAUCAAGUGCGGAUGACCUAGCUCCUCCUGUCUCGCGUGCGCCGACGGCCUCUCCUAUCUAGUCCAUCUCUCUUCCUCCCCCUCCCUUUUCUCUUGAUUACCCAUCCCCUUCGCCAGGCUUCUCGCCACCUUUCCCCGCCCCCACACCCACUAUCUGGAUGUCGGAUACAUGGUACUCUAGUAGCUCGACGCUGACAACGACGCCGCCGGCACGCUCUUCACCGGCUCUCUAUCCCCCCGCGUCAGCUCUGGGUCUCGGCCUGGGCCGCAGAUCGCAGCUGUCGAAGGAGACGACAAGGCUGACCUGCGGCGCCCCGCUGGGAGUCCCACCGGAUCUCCUUGCCGCGCAGCUGGAGGUCGGAGGGGACGGAGAAAAGGAGAGGUAUCGGGUCCCGUGCUUGCCCACACCGCUGGAAUCGUCGGCUCCGGAGCCGGGGUGUUCCGCCCAGCGCACUGGCACGAGGAGCACAGGGUGCGGGGCGCUCGUCCACGCCAGAGCGUCGCCGACAUCCGGCAGGACAUGGUAUGCGCCGGGCGAAGGAUCCGGCGCCACAGUUAUUCCGCUCGGGGACGAGUACUUCACUGUUGCGCAGAAGAAAAUCCUCGGUGGAGGCCCGCGGGUCGACGUGUGUGGGUGUGUGACCAACGGCGUCGGGUGUGCGGUUUGCGGCAACACACUCGGACUGCUCAAAACUGCAUGCAACUCCCACGCGGACUGCUUUUCGGGCUUGCCGCGGGUCCACUACACGCUCCUUUCGGAUGCCGUCUCUCCGCCUCUUGCGCGGCGUCGCAAACACACCCCUUCCCAUUCACCCUCUCCGCACGUCCUUGACAUUGUCGAUGCGAUCACACGACGUAGCCGCGAGCCCUCGCCACCGCGCAUGCAGCGCCAGGCGAGGGGUUUCGGCUUCUCGCGGAUGAAUCACAGCACGGCAUCGGCUGCACACUCCCCGACCAUGCCUCCCUUGGAGGUCAUUACCGACUCGGAUGAUGAGAAUCGCUACGGUCGGCUACACACCGGGCACGGACUGGCGCCUGGCUUUGGCUACGACACAUCUGAUUACACAUCUACUCAUGGACGCGCUCGUACAACCCCGGUCGAUCGUGUACUGCAUUACAGCCCACCACUAUCUGAUGCUGCUGAAGCAGCCGGCGGCAUCUAUGCAGAUGCGUCGGCGGACAUGCUGGUCUUCCGUCCCGCGGGCAGUGGAUACUACCCUCGGAUACCCGCAGGCAUGUCUUCGUCUUCCUCGUCGGCGUCCGCAUGGUCCACGACCUCUUCAACUCCCACGCCAAUAUCGAUUCCAAUCCCGGCAUCACCCAGCUCGGUCUCGCGCGCCCAUUCGACUCCGCCGGGCACGACCAUUCCCAGAUCGGAGGAGCUGCCCAUGUCGGAGCGGGAUUCCAGUGCGGUUGCGUUGCGCUAUCGACAGCCGUCGUCACAUCCUAUGCGCAGUGGGCUCAGUGCGCCGGCUGGUGCCAGCCGGAUGGUGCGGUCAGCUGAGCGGUGAUCCAUCCUGGCCCUUCAUCUUUGUGAGGACUGUUAGUCCGCAUAUAAUGCCGAUGUUCUAGUUAAUACUCAAUAAUGCGGUAUCUAUCUAAUCAUGUACUCACUCGUGUACGUACUUACUAACUAAUACAAUGGCGGAGAGGACCACGAAGUGUCCCAGAUGAAUCCCAGACCAAAA